CUGUGAGUGGGUGAGUGUGUAGUCGCGCGGCGAGCGCUGUCCAAACCGGCCGCCUCUCUGUCUCUCUCUCGUCGUCGUCGCCGCCGCCGCCGUUGUCUCUUCUUCACCGCCGGCGUCUUUUGUUCCUUUUUUUCACACCACACCACCUCCUGUUACAUGUGUGUCCUCGUGUUCCCCACGUGGAAGCAUGGUGUGUGCUAAGCAGUGCGAGGAGACCCAGACGAGACGUGAAUGUGUGCCGUGAAAAUGCCCCACGUGAACGAGGAGGGCGGGGAAGAUCUCGGUUCGGCCGAUGAAGUCAAAGUUUUCAAAGAGGAAGGCGAGGAGGAGAACGAGGAACAAAACUUGACCGAGGUCAAGAGUUCCCUCAUCAACGAAAGCGAAGAGGACAAGAGUACAGGAACCCACAUCCCGACCGUCCAGCCUGGCUUUGGAGUCAAGAAUGACGCAGUGGGUUUGCGAGGGGAAAGCACGUCUUUGUUCGGGAAAGGAUUGGAAUUCCCGCCUCAUCCUCUCAGUAUGGGAUACAUCGUGUCUCCCUACCCCUACACCAAUGGCACCUCACAUCACCUUCAUCACAUGGCGGCGGCUGCUGGGAAGUUCCCAAGUCCGUUGGGGUUCUUCGGCUACCCGCCUCCACCCCCACCUCCACCUCCACCGGUUCCGGUUCCGGUGAGUGUGUCUCUCCCGGUCCCGGUGUCCUCCACUUCCUCUGCGGAUGCACAGCCUCCGCCCGCUCACAUGGGCAUCCCACCUUAUCCCCAAUACGACCACCACAAGAUCCCGCCUUGCCCCUUUCCAGCAGCAGCAGCGGCAGCGGCAGCAGCAGCGUUUGCAAGGUCGGGGAUGUACCCGUUCCCAGGCCCUCAAUACCCUCACCCCAUGCUAACUCCAGAGUUCGCCUGGGCGAGCAUGUACGGAGGGGGAGGAGGAGGGGGGAAUGCCGGGAGGGGAUCCCCAUAUGCUUCCCUCCCACCUUCCUCCAUCUCUAUCUCUACAGCCACCUCCAUAUCCACCGCUUCUCGCCCUCCUUCAAUCUCCAACGCCAACUCCAAGUCCCCAAGCUUAGACCCCUCCUCACAAGGCUCCCAUCGGGGUAGUGAUAUUCGUGGCGAUGGGAAGGUGAAGGACAGAGAUGGGGGACAUCAUCAUCCUCAUCAGGGAUCAUCUCCAUCUUCCUCGUCGUCUGAUAGGAAGAAGCAGCCUCACGUCAAGAAACCUCUUAAUGCCUUCAUGCUUUACAUGAAGGAAAUGCGUGCCAAAGUCGUUGCCGAAUGUACCUUGAAGGAAAGUGCUGCCAUUAACCAGAUCCUCGGGAGAAGGUGGCACGCGUUGAGUCGAGAAGAGCAGAGCAAGUACUACGAGCUGGCUCGGAAGGAAAGGGAACUGCACAUGCAGAUGUACCCUGGAUGGACCGCCAGGGAGAGCUACGCUGCCAAAAUGUACAAGAAGAAAAAGCGCAAAGACAAAGCCAAUGACACCCUAGAUCAACUGACGCACAUUCAGUUUGGGGUUGAAUACUGUGUUUCAGCGAACAACAUGAAGAAGUGUCGAGCUCGAUAUGGGCUGGACCAGCAGAGUCAGUGGUGCAAACCCUGCAGUGGGGAUGAUGAGAGUGGGAGGCUGCUAACAGGGAGUACCACGACUGCUCAACCACCUCCCAUUCCACCGUUACGACCACCUCCAUUCCCCCAACACCAACACCAAUCUGUCCCCACCCCUGAUCCUUAUGCCCUGACGGCAACUCAACUCCCAUCCUCUCAUGGACUCCUUACCCCUCACCAGAUGGAGUACCACUCCCACCAUCCAGUGGACCCCAUUUGUCCCUCCUCUCCCUCUCCAACAUACGUGAGAAAGAAGAAGUGCAUUCGGUACAUGGAAGGAUCGGACGGUUCGCUGGAUAACCCAGGAAGCGUGGCAUCCAGUAUGGGAGACGCCAAGACUCCAGAUUCGGAGAGUGUGUCCGGAUCGGCCGGGUCCGGUUCGGGAUCGGACCGGGAUCCAAUGUCUUUGUCGAGUCCGGCGCUAUCUCUGGCCUCUCCUCCGUCCUUCCCUGGGUUCAUGCUCCCGUCGCCAUCCUUGAGCAUCUCCUCACCACCCAGUGGGAUGAUACACAGCCCUGGGGGACCUGGACUCGGAAGGACACAUCACCAUCCCAUCGGAGCGAAUCCACACGACGUGAACAAUCCCCUGUCUGUGGACCAACUCACAAAACCUCACACUCCCGGCGGGAACAAGCCUCCCUCCGUCUCCGUGUCCGUGGUCUCCGUCAAUACUUGA
Molecule: messenger RNA, 2280 nt
Organism: Darwinula stevensoni
Lineage: Eukaryota; Metazoa; Arthropoda; Ostracoda; Podocopida; Darwinulidae
Source: the annotation of a GenBank genome assembly